AUGUAUAAUCCACGUAAAUUGAGUAUCAUUGUCUAUAUUGGAGCCGUAGCCAUGCUUUUUGGUGGUCUAUUUACUUAUAUUUCCAACCAAGUUAUGAUGCGGAGUUGUGAAAAUAUAUUUAUGAUAGAUCUUGGAUUGAUGGGACUUCUUGCUCUUACACUUGCUACAGCUUUGCUAAAAGUAAACGAUCUAGCUACAACUUCAACAACUCAGGCUUCCGGUCUUACUGCUCUAGCUGUCAUUAUAUCUGCUGCAUCGCCCGCAAUAUUGGCCAGAUUAGUCAUAGCCUUUUUUUCAAGCGCCGUGCUUUUCGCUACUGGAAUUCUAGGCCUCAUUGCUCACGAAAAACAAGUUGUUGAUUUGGGUGUCUGGACUAAAACUUUUACUAACUUUACCGCUGGAAUCAGUGCUGCAUCGACUAUUGCUAUGGUUCAAACUCUCGUCCGCUAUGCUAACCAACCGGGCGAUACGAAAUGGGAACGAUUCGAUUUUACAAUUUUAACACUUUGCCAAACUCUAUUUACCUUCAUUGGAUUGAUCCUAUCCUCCGUUGCGAUCGUAGCUACCGAUGACGUCCUAAAUAAAGCGCCAAAACCUACUAAAUCGUCAGAUAUUGAUACCAUGAAUGUCGGUAUGCUGGUCUCCGCAUCAGUUGCAGGAGCUGUUGCAAUCUUUAAUAUGGCAAUUAUGAAUUAUCCUGUUUACGGAUUUCCACCUGUAGCUGUAGCUAUCAUGGUUAUUGUAACAGCUAGACACGGAAUUGAUAUCCAAACUACAGAUAACGGAAUAGCGAAAUAUCCAUACUACGUUCUCAGCGUUUUCAAUAGUUUUGGCAGUAUAUGGGCAAUCAGCAUGAGCGUCUAUGAAUUCUUGGCUCAUGCAUCCUAUCAAACUAGCCUUCUCAAGACCUUUUUCUUCUUCCGUUAUGCUUUUGGUAGCAUCACUAUUCUUAGUUUAAUUCCAGUCGCCUAUUUCAGUAUUAAAGCAGCUAUUCGAAGUAGCAAAGACGUGGAUAACUUAAGCAAUGGAAGUAUCCCCAUUGUAUAAUUGUUUAGGUGUCACCUCAACGCUAGGAUAG
Trichoplax adhaerens is the source of this 1078-nucleotide messenger RNA. RefSeq lists its product as uncharacterized. The record is from RefSeq and is a predicted model, not a curated record. Bases 1 to 1047 code for a protein of 348 amino acids. The transcript is spliced from 7 exons. NCBI's taxonomy places the organism in Eukaryota, Metazoa, Placozoa, Uniplacotomia, Trichoplacea, Trichoplacidae.